AUGAUGAAAUCCAAACCUCUAUUGGCCAUUGUUUCGGGUGGCUCUCGCGGAAUUGGCCUUGAAAUUGUCAAGCAAUUAUCAGAGAGCGGUAUUCACUGUGCCACAAUAAGUCGAUCUAAAAAUGUUGAAUUUCUUCAUCCCAACCAAACACAUUUUCCAUGUGAUGUUUCAAAUGCUUUACAAGUUUCGGAAACGAUCAAAACCAUCACUCAACACUAUCACAAAACUCAUGCUAUGAAUAUUCUCAUCAAUGCAGCAGGAGUCUCACACGAUGGCUUACUCGUUCGAUUUCCACAAGACGAGCUCGAGAAAAUAAUCGCUAUUAAUUUACAAGGAACCAUGAAUAUUUGCAAAAGUUCUCUCCGAUACUUUAUGUUGAGUCAUUCGAGUGCUGAAACACCAUCAAGCAUUAUUAAUAUUUCAAGUAUUAUUGGAGGAUCUCCAAACAUGACCAAUAUUGGACAAUCCGUCUAUGCUGCAUCCAAGGCAGGUGUUGUUGCCUUUUCACAACAUUUAGCUCGGGAACUGUUGGGAAAACAUAUUCGUGUGAAUUGUGUGAGUCCUGGAUUUAUUGAAACAGAAAUGACUCGUCAUUUACAAGUUGCAUCCACCACACCAAAUGACACCAAUCGACAAAAAUUGGAAAAAGUCAAAAUGGGAAAACCUCAUCAUGUGGCUAGUCUCGUUCAAUAUCUAAUUUCUCCUCAAGCAGAGUAUAUCAAUGGACAGAAUAUAAUUGUGGAUGGUGGAUUAUCUCUUUUAUAA
This is a messenger RNA of Naegleria lovaniensis, 765 nucleotides long. RefSeq lists its product as uncharacterized. The record is from RefSeq and is a predicted model, not a curated record. Gene Ontology annotation, molecular function: oxidoreductase activity, acting on the CH-OH group of donors, NAD or NADP as acceptor. Lineage: Eukaryota; Heterolobosea; Eutetramitea; Acrasida; Naegleriidae. The transcript has a single exon. The coding region runs from base 1 to 765 and encodes 254 amino acids.